Gongylonema pulchrum is the source of this 642-nucleotide messenger RNA. The record is from the annotation of a GenBank genome assembly. NCBI's taxonomy places the organism in Eukaryota, Metazoa, Nematoda, Chromadorea, Rhabditida, Gongylonematidae.
GAAAGUAUUGGCUCCUAUCCAAUAGUGUACAUAUUCUUAUCACUAAUGAUCUCAUCAAGUUCUUUUGGUAUGUUCAAAAUAGUUUUGCGUGAUCGAAUACGGGACGGUUAUACGCCAACGAAUGCACCAUCGCGAUAUGAAAUGGACGUGCUCAGGGAAUUCUGGAAUACCUCAGGAGACCCAAUGAUGACUGUGGUAAUGCUGACAGCCAAAGAUGGUGGUUCGAUGCUGCGCGACGAGUACCUUGCCGAGGUUAAUCGGCUGACGAGCUAUCUAAUGACUAAUCACAGUGUAACUCACAACAAGCAACCUGUUAUAUAUGAAAAUUUUUGCUCACCGUACUGUGCAAUGAAUAUUGCUAUACGAUUGUUCAAACAAGGUGUAGACGUUGAACGAGCCCAUUUGGAGCGCAAUGAGCCAUUAUCCGAUGAUACAACGUUGUCAUAUCCGGUGGCCAAAAUUGAUGGCUUUAAUAUUCACCUGGAGAGGAACUUCUUCGGCAUCACCCUGAAGGAUUUACCCAGCAAGGAUGCAUUUGUUGGCAAGAAUUUCACUGCUGAUCAGCUAUUAGCUAAUAGUACAUCGUAUGCUCAGCUAUUGUCAAAUCUCAAACAAAAAAUGUCUUUGCGCAUGAUCAUCUGA